Molecule: messenger RNA, 1716 nt
Organism: Quercus lobata
Lineage: Eukaryota; Viridiplantae; Streptophyta; Magnoliopsida; Fagales; Fagaceae
Exons: 1
Coding region: 526-1083 (185 amino acids)
Source: RefSeq, a predicted model, not a curated record
UUCUUUUUAUCUCUGCAGUGAUUCCCAUUACCACUCUGCACAAUCCCAAAAAAGGAGAGGUUUCCAUUAACAAACAAAACACAUUUUUCUUCCUUCUUCUAUUGCCUCCAGAAUUUCAUUUCCAAAAUUUGCAAUUCCCAGUUCUUCAAAUUCCCCAUUCCUUGUUAAAAAAACUCCAAAAUAAAUCUCACACCCACAAAGAGGGAAUUUGUUUUCCUUGACACUUGUUAGGCCCUUCUUUUGUAUCUCUUUCCAUUAGGUUUUGUCGAAAUUCCCAUCAAAACUCAAAAACCCAUUAUUAUUUCCAAUUCCCCUUUAUGAUUAUUCCUUUUCCACCUCACAAUCUGAUGAUAAAGCCUUAAGAUUCCCAUCCAAAAUUGGGUCUUUUUUUUUUCUUCUUCUUCACAAAGACCAUCUUUUCUUUUUCACUACUAGUAUAUAAAAAUUCAAUCUUUCAUUACUUUUCUCUUUAUUUAAGCACCGAAUCCUUAAGGGAGAAGAAAAACGCAAAAUUCUUUAGCAAACAUGAAGGUCCACCCUAUGCCAAAGAAGCGAAAUAUCACAAUCCAAUACAACAUCAAUUCAAGAAACCCACUCUCCGAAGCUCAAGCUCUUCUGGGUCUCUCUUCAAAGAAGCUAAGGCGCUUACCCCAUGUGUUUAGCCGAGUUCUAGAGCUUCCAUUUCGGUCCGAUGCUGAUGUGUCGAUUGAGGAAAAACCGGAUUGUUUCCGAUUCAUAGCUGAGACGGAUGAGAAUAUCGGUGAAGUGAGGGCCCACAUGGUUGAAAUCCAUCCUGGGGUGACAAAGAUUGUGGUGAGGGAAGGUGGGUCGCUUGAGUUGUCUCUGGAUAGUUUGGAGCUUGAUAUGUGGAGGUUUCGGCUACCCGAGUCGACUCGGCCCGAGUUGGCUAGUGCGGUUUUUGUUGAUGGAGAGCUUAUUGUGACUGUGCCAAAGGGUGAUGAGGAAGUUUUGGAAGGUGGUGGGGGAAAUGGAAGUGAUGGUGGAGAUGAAGAGAUUUGGAGAGAUGGGAAUGGUGGCGGCUUUAGAGGAGGUAUGGGAGGUAGGCUUGUGCUUGUACAGUAAUUAUUAAAAAAAGAAAAAAAAAGUUUUAAAUUAUUUGCUCUUAUUUUGAGUUGGGUUUUUAGUUUUGAAGUUAGUGGGGUGGGUGGUGGGACUCGUUUAUGUAUGCUUCUACUUCCUUUGUUGUUGAAUCAUGAAAUGUUGUUUUUGUCACAUGGAAAGUGUGAUGGCAAUGGCAAUGGCAAUGAAGAAUGAAUAUGAUCGUUGAGUCUUAUUAUUGUUAUUACUUUUUAUAGAGAUGAUAGAAUUUGAACCUGUGGCCACUGCUUUAUGAUGAUUGCCCGAUAUCGAUAGCUCAAAACAUCAAUUGGUUUUUGAUAUAAGUGGAAUUUGAAGCCAAUUCCGUUAUUUGAUUUCAAGAGACUUCAUCAGUUGAGCUAACUAGAAUUGAGCUAACUAGAAUCCACUGAGUGUAAAUUUUGUACUAGUUCAUUGAUGUCGCUUUACUUUGGCAUGUUUUUGUCUUUUUCCACUGACAUUUUGUUUUGUAGGUUAGAUGGUUCUUGAUGUAUUGUAGGAUUAGUUAAUUUGGCUAGAGAGUGGUGUUGAAAGUUGAAGCACUUUCCUUUUUGUGUUUACUUUUGAAUAAACAAAACCUUAUGGUUGUCUGAUGAAAACUUUGUCUUCUUCUUUUCA